Cucurbita moschata (crookneck pumpkin) is the source of this 1818-nucleotide messenger RNA. RefSeq names its product cytokinin dehydrogenase 5-like. Bases 69 to 1793 code for a protein of 574 amino acids. Gene Ontology annotation, biological process: cytokinin metabolic process. NCBI's taxonomy places the organism in Eukaryota, Viridiplantae, Streptophyta, Magnoliopsida, Cucurbitales, Cucurbitaceae. Gene Ontology annotation, molecular function: cytokinin dehydrogenase activity; FAD binding. The transcript is spliced from 5 exons. The record is from RefSeq and is a predicted model, not a curated record.
UUUUCUCUGCAAUAAAAGAUUUCAUUUUUUUUUGUUAUUUUUUUAAAUUUUUUAUCUGUUCCCAUCCCAUGCAACACUGCCACCGCCAUAACCACCGCCGUCCGAUCACCGCCGCCGCCGCCAACUUCAAAUUAUUCAUUAAUGAUUCAACAAAGAUGACUACUAAGCUUCUCUUAGCCUUUGCCUUCUGUCGUUUGAUAGCCACUGUCGGACUCAACAUGGGUCCGACGGCGGAGCUUCCCCGCCUCGGAAUCGACGGCCUACUUUCCGUCGACCCCUCCGACGUCCAAAUCGCUUCUGUCGAUUUUGGCCUCAUGACGCGGAAUCCUCCUCUCGCUGUCUUACACCCAGCCUCUGCUGAUGACGUGGCCAGAUUAAUCCGGGCAGCAGCGGCGGCGGCGGCGGCGGAGGAGGAAGGGGAGUAUGGUGGGUUUACGGUGUCAGCGAGAGGACAUGGACAUUCGAUAAAUGGGCAAACGCAGACGGGGAAUGGGGUGGUGAUUGAAAUGAACGGCGGUGGAAGACGGCACCGACGCGGCGGCGAGAGGAGUUCUCCGCCGCAACCUGUGGUGGCGGAGAGAGAGAAAUUUGUGGAUGUAUGGGGCGGAGAGCUGUGGAUUGACGUGCUGAAAUCGACUUUGGGGUAUGGAUUGGCGCCGAGAUCGUGGACGGAUUAUUUGUAUUUAUCCGUUGGCGGGACACUCUCCAACGGCGGAAUCAGCGGCCAAGCCUUCAACCACGGCCCUCAGAUCAGCAAUGUCCAUGAACUCGAUGUCGUGACAGGAAACGGGGAGAUAAUCAAAUGUUCAAACGAAGAAAAUCCAGAUCUUUUCCACGCAGUUCUUGGUGGAUUAGGACAAUUUGGGAUCAUAACACGAGCAAGAAUCCUGCUCGAACCCGCGCCGGAAAGGGUCCGGUGGAUUCGAGUUCUAUACUCAAAUUUUGAAGCAUUUAGGAAGAAUCAAGAAUGGCUAAUAUCGUUACAUGCAAAGCCAGAGAAUGAGAAAUUUGACUACGUGGAAGGCUUCGUGAUCGUUGAUGAAGCUCUAAUCAACAACUGGAGAUCAUCCUUCUUCUCACCGGCUAAUCCGGUUAAAAUCUCCUCCUUCAACAACAAGCCAGAUGGAGAUGUUUUAUACUGCUUGGAGAUCACAAAAAACUACCAUGAAUCCGCAUCUCCCACCGUUGAUCAGGAAGUUGAGGCGUUAUUGAAGGAGCUGGAUUACAUACCCGAGUCGGUUUUCACAACGGACUUGGCUUACGUGGACUUUCUUGACCGGGUUCAUAAGGCCGAGUUGAAGCUCCGGUCAAAAGGCUUAUGGGAUGUUCCACAUCCAUGGCUCAACCUCUUCGUCCCCAAGUCAAGAAUCGCCGAUUUUGACCGUGGAAUUUUCAAGGGCAUUUUGGGAAAUAACACCAGUGGGCCCAUCCUCAUCUACCCCAUGAACAAGCACAAGUGGGACCCCAGGAGCUCCGCGGUGGUCCCGGAGGAUGACGUGUUCUACCUAGUGGCCUUGCUCCGGUCGGCGUUGGACAACGGCGAGCCAACGCAGUCGUUGGAGUAUUUAAGCGACCAGAAUCAUCAGAUUUUGGCAUUCUGCGCUAAGGAGGGGAUCAAAGUGAAACAGUACCUGCCUCACUACACGACGGAGCGGGAAUGGGCGGAGCAUUUCGGCGAUAAGUGGCCGGAGUUUCAGCAAAGGAAGAUGAAGUUUGAUCCACGUCACAUUCUCGCCACCGGGCAGAGGAUAUUUCCGCCCUUUACGACGGUGAACACGGCGGUUUCCCGGUAGAUAGAUAGUGGAAUGGAUGAGGAAA